AACUAGGUACAUCGGCUGUUCACACGCGUCCCAUACGGAUGAUAAAUCUAGAAGGAUCUAUAUCAAGGGAGGACUGCAGAGUUCAAGACAGGUGACCGACCUCCUUCAGCUCCGUGGGAGGAUUUCUGUGAUUUUUCUAUAUUUUUGAAGAGGUAUCUUCAUCAAUCCUGGAGUCAUGUAUGUUGACACAGGAGGGACCACUGAUGGCCAGCAGCCUGAGAGCAGUCAUGAGGCAGGUCAGGUGGUGCGAGUCGCCUCUUGCUGCAGCCCUUUUGUGUAUGCAAAGAUAUGACGCAGGGAAGGUAGUGCAAAUCUUGAGUAAUUGUACUGGUGGCAGUGGCGCAAAUGUCCACACCAGACGUGGUACACAGAGAGGCCGAGCAAGGGGAAGAGGACGGCCCCUUCUCGGUCACCCUUACCACCACAUAAGGUUGCUUCCGAACCCGAACCCCAUGGCCCUGUUCCCUCUCCUGAACACCAUGUUCCUGACCCUAACCAACACCAAAUCCCUCUCCAAGCCCCCCCCCAUACAUACAUGAAAGACCCCCCCCAAUAUCCUCCCCAACAUAUGCACCAAUAUCCUCCCCAACAUCUGCCUCAAUAUCCUCCCCAACAUAUGCCCCAAUAUCCUCCCCAAUAUCUGCUCCAAUACCCACCCCAACAUCUGCCCCAAUAUCCUCCCCAACAUCUGCCUCAAUAUCCUCCCCAACAUAUGCCCCAAUAUCCUCCCCAAUAUCUGCUCCAAUACCCACCCCAACAUCUGCCCCAAUAUCCUCCCCAACAUCUGCCCCAAUAUCCUCCCCAACAUCUGCCUCAAUAUCCUCCCCAACAUAUGCCCCAAUAUCCUCCCCAAUAUCUGCUCCAAUACCCACCCCAACAUCUGCCCCAAUAUCCUCCCCAACAUCUGCCUCAAUAUCCUCCCCAACAUCUGCCCCAAUAUCCUCCCCAAUAUCUGCUCCAAUACCCACCCCAACAUCUGCCCCAAUAUCCUCCCCAACAUCUGCCUCAAUAUCCUCCCCAACAUAUGCCCCAAUAUCCUCCCCAAUAUCUGCUCCAAUACCCACCCCAACAUCUGCCCCAAUAUCCUCCCCAACAUCUGCCUCAAUAUCCUCCCCAACAUAUGCCCCAAUAUCCUCCCCAAUAUCUGCUCCAAUACCCACCCCAACAUCUGCCCCAAUAUCCUCCCCAACAUCUGCCUCAAUAUCCUCCCCACAUAUGCCCCAAUAUCCUCCCCAAUAUCUGCUCCAAUACCCACCCCAACAUCUGCCCCAAUAUCCUCCCCAACAUCUGCCCCAAUAUCCUCCCCAACAUCUGCCUCAAUAUCCUCCCCAACAUAUGCCCCAAUAUCCUCCCCAAUAUCUGCUCCAAUACCCACACGCCCAUAGUUGUUGUAUAAAGUUUGUUAAUGACAGUGGAAGGUUUGAAAGAAUAGUAGGGUUUCGGACACUAUAAAAAUUUAAAGCUUCUUAUCUCCUUUUUUUGCUCGGAACUAAUUUUAAUAUUUCUAUGCAACUUU
Molecule: messenger RNA, 1516 nt
Organism: Homalodisca vitripennis (glassy-winged sharpshooter)
Lineage: Eukaryota; Metazoa; Arthropoda; Insecta; Hemiptera; Cicadellidae
Product: adhesive plaque matrix protein-like
Exons: 3
Coding region: 536-1396 (286 amino acids)
Source: RefSeq, a predicted model, not a curated record